Cladophialophora yegresii CBS 114405 is the source of this 924-nucleotide messenger RNA. RefSeq lists its product as uncharacterized. NCBI's taxonomy places the organism in Eukaryota, Fungi, Ascomycota, Eurotiomycetes, Chaetothyriales, Herpotrichiellaceae. Gene Ontology annotation, molecular function: oxidoreductase activity, acting on the CH-OH group of donors, NAD or NADP as acceptor. Bases 1 to 924 code for a protein of 307 amino acids. The record is from RefSeq and is a predicted model, not a curated record. The transcript is spliced from 3 exons.
AUGUCAACCUCUACACCCACAUCUCCUCGACCGACCCCCACAACCGACCCCGCAGCACUCACCUUCACCACUCAAACCCACGACACGAGCUACCCAUUCAUCGACCCCCUCCGCGGCCCACCCACCGGCCUCAAAGUCCUAGUGACAGGCUCUUCCAAAGGCAUAGGCCGCCAGACCGCCCUCUCGUUCGCUCGAUCCGGCGCCUCGGCCAUCGCGCUCCUCGCCCGCUCGGACCUCGACGCCGUAGCAAGUGAGGUAGCCGCCGCAGCGCGCCAAGCAGGCCACGGGGACCCAGGGCCCAAGAUCCUCAAGCUCCAGAUCAGCACGACUGACGCGGCGGGCGUGGAGCGCGCGAUCGCCACCGUCGAGCGCGAGUUCGGAUUUCUAGAUGUUGUCGUCAACAAUGCGUCGAGGAUGGAGGUGUGGCGGUCCUUGGCGGACGCGGACGUCCACGACUGGUGGGACACGUGGGAGGUCAAUCUCAAGGGCACCUUUCUCGUGAGUCGCGCGACGUUGCCUUUGGUCUUGAAGAGCGAGAAGGGCCUCAAGACCAUGGUGGUGAUUACGAGUGCGGGGGGAUUCAGUGCUGCCCCCGGCUGCAGUGCGUAUCAGGGCAGCAAGACUGCGCAGAUCAGAUUCAACGACUUCCUGAUGAGAGAGUAUGGCGAGCAGGGAUUGAUUGCGUAUGCUGUCCAUCCGGGAAGCGUCAAGACUGACGUCGCGAGCGUCAUGCCUGAGUGGAUGCAUCAUAUACUUACGGCGGAGGCGGAUUUGCCGGCUGAUACACUCGUUUGGCUCACGAGGGAGAGGAGAGAAUGGCUCGCUGGCAGAUACGUCAACGCUCCCUGGGAUAUGGAAGAGCUGGAGUCGAGAAAGGACGAGAUCGUGGAAAAGGAUCUGCUAAAGCUGAAGUUGAUUGUGUGA